Coffea eugenioides is the source of this 1081-nucleotide messenger RNA. Its product is annotated as stress-response A/B barrel domain-containing protein UP3-like. Bases 55 to 876 code for a protein of 273 amino acids. The transcript has a single exon. NCBI's taxonomy places the organism in Eukaryota, Viridiplantae, Streptophyta, Magnoliopsida, Gentianales, Rubiaceae. The record is from RefSeq and is a predicted model, not a curated record.
AAGUCAAAACGGGGCGAAUCAAGUGCGACUGAGCAAUCUGGAACAUCAGAAAAAAUGCUGUGUGGAGGUGUAAGAGCAGCAGUUUUCGGUCGCACAAGCAUCUUAUCAUUUCCUCCUCCCCGCUCUUCUUCUUCACCGCUCAAAUCCUUCUACUUUCCCGCCACUACCCGCCUCUACGCCGCUCAAUCGCAACCGUCCAUCAAAAUGUCCGCCAGCAAUCCACCUGAGUUCAUCGAGCAUAUCGUCCUCUUCAAAGUCAAACAAGAUGUUGACCCUUCCAAAGCAACCGCCAUGCUCAACAACCUCAGUAGUCUCACCUCACUCGAUUCCGUCCUCCACCUCACCGCCGGCCCGCUCCUCCGGUCCCGAUCCUCCUCUCUCACCUUCACUCACAUGCUCCACUCUCGCUACGCCUCCAAAUCCGACCUCGAUGCUUACUCCGCACACCCCGACCACGUCGCCGUCGUCACCAAUUACGUCAAGCCUAUCAUCGAUGACAAUAUGGCUGUCGAUUGGGUCGCCAGUGGCGCCGGCGCCGUUAAAAUUCCUCCGGGUUCGGCUAUGAGGGUCACAUUUUUGAAAUUGAAGGAGGGCUCAGGGGAGGAUGAGAGAAAUGAGGUUUUGGGGGUGAUUGGAGGAAUCAAAGAGAAGUUUCCGGGGAUUGAGCAGUUGAGUUUCGGGGAGAACUUUUCUCCCCGGAGAGCGAAAGGGUUUUCGAUCGCCUCUAUUGCGGUUUUCAAGGGGGUCAAUGAAUUGGAGGGAUUGGAUGCGGAAUCGGAGGCGGCCAAUAAGCAGAAGGAUUUGGUUAGGGAUAAGGUAGAUGGUGUGGUGGUGCUGGAUUACGCGGUUCCUUCGUCGCAGACGGCUAGCCUCUGAAGAAGGGUACAAUUCUCUGUUCAUUCAAUUGUCCAGUUUCGCCAAGCAUAUUUUUAUUGGCCAUUUCUCUUUUAUGCUUUACUGGACUGCAUGAAUGUUCAAUGUCAUUAUUGUUGUUGUUGUUGUUUAGGGUGAUAUUAGACUUUGAAACUAGAAUGGUGCUAAUAAAUAAUGAUGAGAAGAAGAUGAAGUGUUCAGUUUUUCA